Molecule: messenger RNA, 3595 nt
Organism: Amblyraja radiata (thorny skate)
Lineage: Eukaryota; Metazoa; Chordata; Chondrichthyes; Rajiformes; Rajidae
Product: metabotropic glutamate receptor 1
Exons: 8
Coding region: 1-3498 (1165 amino acids)
Biological process (GO): G protein-coupled receptor signaling pathway
Cellular component (GO): membrane
Molecular function (GO): G protein-coupled receptor activity
Source: RefSeq, a predicted model, not a curated record
AUGAAGAGCGGCGUGGAAGGCAGCAAGCGUCCUUGCUUGGAAAUUGUGCUCCUGUGGCUGCUCUUUCUCCCGCUGUCGCCCAGCGCCAAGGAGCACGAAGUGGGGAAGAGAGUUCUCCUGUCCAUGAACACGGCCCAGCGCUCGGUGGCUCGGAAAGACGGCGAUGUGAUCAUCGGCGCUCUCUUCUCCGUCCAUCACCAACCCCCGGCGGCGAAAGUGGCGGAGAGAAAGUGUGGAGAAAUACGGGAUCAGUAUGGGAUCCAGCGGGUGGAAGCCAUGUUCCAUACUCUGGAUAAGAUCAACGCCAACCGUAACCUCCUGCCCAACAUCACACUGGGCUGCGAGAUCAGGGACUCUUGCUGGCAUUCCUCCGUUGCCCUGGAGCAGAGCAUUGAGUUCAUCCGCGACUCCCUCAUCUCGAUGCGGAACGAGAGGGAUGGACUGACCCAGUGCCUGGAAGGGCCAGUGGAGGGGGCCAAAACCAAGACCCCCAUCGCCGGGGUUAUUGGCCCGGGUUCCAGUUCGGUGGCCAUUCAGGUGCAGAACCUACUCCAGCUCUUCAACAUCCCGCAGAUCGCCUACUCCGCCACCAGCAUCGACCUGAGCGACAAGACGCUCUUUCAGUACUUCCUGCGUGUUGUCCCUUCAGAUACCCUGCAAGCCCGAGCAAUGCUGGACAUCGUACAGAGGUUCAAUUGGACCUACGUCUCUGCAGUUCACACUGAAGGGAACUACGGAGAGAGUGGGAUGGAGGCCUUCAAGGAGUUAGCAACACAGGAAGGACUCUGCAUCGCACACUCGGGUAAAAUCUACAGCAACGCCGGGGAGAAAGUGUUUGACCGACUGCUGAGAAAGUUACGGGAAAGGCUGCCGAAGGCGAGAGUUGUUGUCUGCUUCUGUGAGGGAAUGACAGUAAGAGGUCUGCUGAUAGCAAUGAGAAGACUUCGGGUACUGGGAGAGUUCCUGCUGAUUGGCAGUGACGGAUGGGCGGACCGCGAGGAGGUGAUUGAGUCCUACGAGCAAGAGGCGGUGGGAGGAAUCACCAUUAAACUGCGGUCCGCUGAGGUCACCUGGUUUGACGACUAUUUCCUGAAGCUGAAACUUGGCACCAAUAUCCGCAACCCAUGGUUCCCCGAAUUCUGGCAACACCGCUUCCAGUGCCGUUUGGAGGGGCACGCUCAGGAGAACCUAGCCUUCAAAAGACUCUGUACAGGGAAUGAAAGUCUAGCAGAAAAUUACGUACAAGACACCAAGAUGGGUUUCAUCGUUAAUGCGAUUUAUGCCAUGGCUCACGGAUUGCAUGACAUGCACAAAUCUCUCUGUCCAGGUCACCCGGGACUAUGUGAUGCAAUGCAGCCCAUUGACGGUAGCAAAUUACUCAAUUUUAUAAUAAAGACUUCCUUCAUUGGAGUUUCUGGUGAGGAAGUAUGGUUUGAUGAAAAUGGAGAUUCUCCAGCAAGGUAUGAUAUUAUGAAUCUUCAAAUUACAGAGAAUGGUCUGUACGGCUACGUGAACAUAGGGACUUGGCACGAAGGGUUGCUGGACCUAAACGACAACAAGCUUCAGAUGAACAUGACCAAGAUGGUGCGUUCUGUCUGUAGUGAACCAUGCACCAUAGGACAGAUUAAGGUUAUCCGGAAGGGGGAGGUGAGUUGCUGCUGGAUAUGCACAACAUGCAAGGAGAAUGAAUACAUGCAGGAUGAGUUCACGUGCAGAGCCUGUGAUCUGGGCUGGUGGCCGAACCAUGACCUCACAGCUUGUCAAAGGCUUGAUGUGAAUCAUCUGCACUGGAGCGAUGUGGAGUCUGCUAUCGCCGUGAUCUUCUCCUGCCUAGGGAUCCUUGCCACCAUGUUUGUCACUCUCAUCUUCAUGCUAUACAGGGACACACCGGUGGUUAAGUCCUCCAGCCGGGAGCUCUGCUACAUCAUCCUGGCCGGCAUCUUCCUGGGCUACAUCUGCCCGUUCACACUGUUGGCCAUGCCGACUCUGGCUUCCUGCUAUUUCCAGAGGGUCCUGGUGGGACUCUCUGCCGCCAUGUGUUACUCCGCCUUGGUGACCAAAACCAACCGCAUCGCCAGGAUCCUGGCCGGAAGUAAGAAGAAGAUCUGCACGAAGAAGCCCAGGUUCAUGAGCGCCUGGGCCCAGCUGAUUAUUGCUUCCGUACUGAUCAGCGUUCAGCUGACCAUUGUGGUCACGCUGCUGAUUCUGGAGCCCCCUAACCCUGUCCUUUUCUACCCCAGCAUCAACGAGGUCUUCCUCAUAUGCAACACGAGCAACCUGGGCAUGGUGGCUCCCCUCGGGUACAACGGGCUGCUCAUCAUGAGCUGCACCUACUACGCCUUCAAGACGAGGAACGUCCCCGCCAACUUCAAUGAAGCCAAGUACAUAGCCUUCACCAUGUACACAACCUGUAUCAUAUGGCUGGCUUUCAUCCCCAUCUACUUUGGCAGCAACUAUAAGAUCAUCACCACCAGCUUCUCGGUCAGUCUAAGCGUGACGGUGGCCCUGGGCUGCAUGUUCACGCCAAAGAUCUACAUCAUCAUCGCCAAGCCUGAGCGCAAUGUCCGCAGUGCGUUCACCACCUCGGACGUGGUGCGCAUGCAUGUGGGUGACGGGAAGGUGGCUUGCAGGUCCAACAGCCUGCUCGACAUGUUUAAAAGGAAGAAAACUACCGCCAGCAACGCGAGUUCCAAUGGAAAGUCUGUGUCGUGGUCUGAACCAGGGACAGGACGGCCAGCGAAGGGACAGCACAUGUGGCAUAGACUCUCUGUCCACGUGAAGAGCAAUGAUGGUGCCUCUAAUCAGACCGCUGUUAUCAAACCCCUGACCAAACCAUAUCAGAAUCAGAUCAAAACCCUCAACUUCUCUGACGUCGGCACAAAAGGCCUUUAUAAUGUCGAGGAAGAGGAUGAAAAUGAUCCUUUGAGGCCUGACAUUCCUAAUAGUCCAGACAUGAUGUUAGAGAGACGAGCAAUGUCUAUCACACAGCUUAAAGAAUUGGAAGACUCUGAUUAUUUCAUUUCUGAUCAAAUGCAAAAAGGUAUUUCCUCUCAGCGGUCGGUCAUGGAUCAAUUUCACGGAGUGGGCAAUACAUUUAAACCCAACAUGAUUGACCUUAAUUCAAUGCAUGCUGUGCCAGUGUCAGGUAACGGGAUGAAUCUGCUGUACCAGCUCAAUCAGGAUGUGCUCCCACUGCAGAUGACAACCUUCAGCCCUCAACCCAUCUCACCCGUGGAAGAGGAAUGUGAAACAUUCGACCUCAUAAGUGACUUCAUGUACGACAGCACCGAGAUCCAGGAUGCGCCGCCCACCCCUAACAGACUUACCCUGGAGGACUCUCCGGCACUCACACCACCCUCUCCCUUCAGAGAUUCAGUGGCAUCCGGCAGCUCGGUUCCCAGCUCGCCCAUCUCCGAAUCAGUGCUGUGCUCCCCGCCGAAUGUAACCUACGCUUCAGUCAUUCUGAGGGACUACAAACAAACUUCCUCCACCCUGUGAAGGCUUAACUCCUGUGGCCCAGAGUCAAAGUUGCCAAGAAUUUCAAUGUAACAUAGCCAGGGGUUGAGGCAUAAGGAAGGGGUUACCUUGUGCCACA